Auxenochlorella protothecoides is the source of this 1260-nucleotide messenger RNA. Its product is annotated as Protein RecA. The record is from RefSeq and is a predicted model, not a curated record. Gene Ontology annotation, biological process: DNA repair. The transcript is spliced from 5 exons. Bases 1 to 1260 code for a protein of 419 amino acids. NCBI's taxonomy places the organism in Eukaryota, Viridiplantae, Chlorophyta, Trebouxiophyceae, Chlorellales, Chlorellaceae. Gene Ontology annotation, molecular function: ATP-dependent DNA damage sensor activity; single-stranded DNA binding; ATP hydrolysis activity.
AUGCAGCGCUGCGCCCAGAGGCUCGCGCAUCAGGCCUCACGAUUCUCGGCACCGGUCAUCCGCGGUAGAAGCCUGAGCAGGGAGUCGUUCCUGGUCUCCAACCCCUACGAUGGCGCGAGGUCCUUCACGACACCCACGCUCGUGUGCCACGCACGGGCGACGAAGGAGAAGGGCAGCGUGCCUGUGGACUCCGCCGAUGCCAAGGCCAGCGCCCUGGACCACGUGAUGAAGGAGAUUAACAGCCGGUUUGGCAAGAACAGCAUCAUGCUGCUAGGCGACAACAAAUUUGGGGAGGUGCGCACCACGCCCUCAGGCGCCCUGACCCUGGACAUCGCGCUGGGCGGGGGCUACCCCGUGGGCCGCAUCGUGGAGAUCCUGGGCCCCGAGGCCAGCGGGAAGACCACCCUGGCCCUGCACGCCAUGGCUGAGGUGCAGAAGCGCGGCGGUGCCGUAGCCCUGAUCGACGCCGAGCACGCCUUCGACCCCCUCUUCGCCAAGCCCGACUCGGGGGAGAUGGCGCUGGAGGUGGCGGACUCGCUCAUGCGCUCCGGCGCGGUGGACAUGGUGGCGGUGGACUCGGUCGCCGCGCUGGUGCCACGCGCCGAGCUGGAGGGCGAGAUCGGGCAGACCCAGAUCGGGUCGCAGGCGCGGCUGAUGAGCUCCGCGCUGCGCAAGAUCGCGGGCAACGCCUCGCGCCACGCCUGCACCCUGCUCUUCAUCAACCAGAUCCGGCACAAGGUGGGCGUCAUUUUCGGCAGCCCCGAGACCACCAGCGGGGGCAUGGCGCUGAAGUAUUAUGCCAGCGUCAGGCUGGAGGUGCGCCCCAAGGAGAAGAUCAUGGCCGACGGCGAGCAGGCCGGCAUCAAGAUUAAGGCAAAGUGCACCAAGAACAAGGUGGCGCCGCCAUACCGCAUCGCAGAGUUUGACAUCAUGUUUGGCAGCGGGAUCAAUGGCGCGGGUUGCGUGCUGGAUGCCGCCGAGAAGGUGGGCGUGGUGAUCAGGCGGGGAGCCUACUACUACCUGGGCGAGGAGCGGCUGGGACAGGGCCGGGAGAAGACGUUGGAGACCCUGGCGGAGAGGCCAGAGCUGCUCAGCCACCUGGAGGAGGAAACGCGGCAGGUGCUGACCAAAGGUGGGCACGCAGUUGGGGACGCAUUUGGCGAGGCCUCCAGCAGCGAGGAGGAGCCGGAGUUCCUGAGCGAGGCCGACGAGGGCGAGGCGGAGGCAGGAGGCUUGGACGCCGAGGCCGUACAGCCGUGA